Messenger RNA from Cajanus cajan (pigeon pea), 2413 nucleotides. RefSeq lists its product as uncharacterized. The record is from RefSeq and is a predicted model, not a curated record. NCBI's taxonomy places the organism in Eukaryota, Viridiplantae, Streptophyta, Magnoliopsida, Fabales, Fabaceae.
UCUCAUUUUGGCUUAGGCGAUUCAGAUCUUAGGGUUUCUUUUCUGCGAAGCCCUCUUGCCAGAGCCACCACCUCCGAUCCUAGGUUUUCUUUUCCCUUCUCUUGAAAGCUGACAUCCACCGCGCUUCUCGAUUCGCCUCCACAGUAUCCAAGCGGUUUUGCGGUGAUUUGAGGGAAAACCCCAAACCCAGAAACACGUUGUAUAACCUAUCAAUCGAAGAUGUCUCGUUGCUUCCCGUUCCCCCCUCCUGGGUAUGGGGCACGUGGCGAGGCCUUGAUCGAAUCGAUUAAGUUCCGAAUGGAGAUGGAGAAGGCCAAGAAAGACCGGAAGGAGAAGAAAGAGAAGAAGAGAGAGAAGAAGGAGAGAAGGAAAGAAAAGAAGGAAAAGAAACUUAAAGAAGGAACAUCAACCUUUCAUGGCAGUGAUGAUGGCAAAGAGCUCAAGCUCAUUAACGGAACAACAACCACUCAUGGCAAUGAGAAUGGCAAAAAAAGGAAGCAUACAGAAGGAACAACAGCCUCCCAUGGCAGUGAUAGCAAAAAGGUCAAGCUUAUCAAGGGAACAACAACUUCUCAUGUCAAUGAUGGUGGCAAAAAGUUCAAGCUCAUUAAUGAAAUUAAGGAAACCAAAGCAGACACGAAGUUGCAAAAGGGUGAAGACUGUGAGAAUGAACUAAUUGAGAGGAGUGGAAUUACAGAGGAACUUGAACAACCAGUCACAUCUGUGGAGCCAUGCUGCUGGUCUGAUAGUACUCAAAGCAGCAAGAGGAAAAGGAACUCCCUUCAAUCAACUCAUGAUCAUGGACUUCCUAUCAAAAUUAGGCUUCCUUUGAGGAAGCAUAGAGAACCUGAAGAAUCAAAACCCAUAUCAAAAUUUAAUGUGGGGUCUUCUGGAAGUGUGGGAAUUGCAGAUCCCCUAGUUAAAACUGCCCUUGUAAGUGAUCGUCAGUCACAACGUCCCAUGAUUACAGAGCCCAAACGUCCCAUGAAUACAGUUCCAAAACGGGUUCUUGGAAACUCUGUUAAUAGUCGUAGCAAGGUGUUGCCGAAUUUAGUUCAUGGAGAUGCUGUGACCACUAAAACCACCCUUGGAAGUGAUCGGCAGUUACAAUGUCCGAAGAAUACAGUGCCCAAACGUGUUCCUGGGAACUUUGAUUCAGUUCAGGGAGAUGCUGUGGCCACUAAAAGUACCCUUGGAAGUGAUUCUCAGUCACACCUUCUCAAGAAUACACAGUCCAAACGGGUUCUUGGAAACUCUGAUUCUAGACAUGGCAACUUGAUGCAGAAUUUAGUCCAUAGAGAUGCUGUGGUCGCCAAAAAUACUCUUGGAAGGGAUCGCCAGGUGCAGAGGCUCACCGAUGCAGAGAUGCAACAACUCACCAUUACAGAGUCCAAACGGGCUCUUGGAAAUUCUGAUCCUAGACAUGGCAAACCUGUGCAGAAUUCAGUCCAUAGAGCCACGGUUGCCAAAAAUACUCUUAGGGAUCCCCAGGUGCAACAACCCUCUAUUACAGAGGUGCAACAACUCACCAAUACAGAGGCCAAACGAGCUCUUGGAAACGCUGUUCCUAGACAUGGCAAAGCCGUGCAGAAUUCAGUCAACAGAGAUGCUGUGGUUGCUAGAAAUACUCUUGGAAGUGAUCGCCAGGUGCAACAACCUACCACUACAGAGGUGAAACAACCCCCCACUACAGAGGUGCAACCAGUCGCCAUUACAGAGCCCAAACGGGCAGUUGGAAACUCUGAUCCUAGACAUGGCAAAGCCGUGCCAAAUUCUGUCCAAAGAGAUGCGGUUGCUGCUAAAAAUACUCAUGGAAGUGAUCGUCAGUUGCAUUGUCUCGUGAAGUCAGAGCCCAAACAGGUUAUUGGGAAGUCUGAUUCUAGGCAUGGCAAAGCAAAGCAAAAUUUGGUUCCUGUAGAUGCUGCUUUGGUCACAAAAACUGCUGUUGACGAUGAAAUGGAAAAAGUUGCAUCUUUGUUCAAGUGCUUGUUACAGAUUCCUCCAAUAGCGUGUGAUGGAUUGGACCCAGUAGAUGAAGAUUGGUUAUUUAGUUCUGAACCGAAGGAGGCAAGGCCGGUCUCAAAGAAACAGAAGACUGAUUCUGAGACCUAUGUCCUUCCGUUUUCAAAUACUCCAUGGCCUCCUCGUGCUCAGAAUUUGCCUGAGAUCGAAAUAUAUGCGUUACCAUACGCAGUUCCAUUUUGAUUCUUUUUGGAAAUUUUGUUUGACAAUACGUAGUUUGAAAGUAGGGAGCUGUGUUCCAAUUGAUAGAACCAGUGCAUUAUUGUUUUUUUCUGAAAGAGAAAUACAUCCCUAAAUGACACAUGGGAAAAGAUUGCGAUAUAUUUCUGAAUAUGGUUGAUGUAAUUUUUUGUCUUGCAUAUAAAACCAGAUGGCAGCAGCAUUUGUUGAA